Messenger RNA from Phyllostomus discolor (pale spear-nosed bat), 1670 nucleotides. It is a transcript of the gene TMEM60, whose product is annotated as transmembrane protein 60. The transcript has 2 exons. The record is from RefSeq and is a predicted model, not a curated record. Bases 369 to 770 code for a protein of 133 amino acids. NCBI's taxonomy places the organism in Eukaryota, Metazoa, Chordata, Mammalia, Chiroptera, Phyllostomidae.
UGGUUUCCACUGGUGGCCAAAAGUCCAAUUACCGCAGGGAAAGGAGCCUCUGAACGAAGAUUGACGUCCUCUCUACCUAUAGGUUAGGCCCAGGGGCGGUGAGAACCUUCCCCGGAUGUGGGCGCGGCCCUGAGGUAGAAGUGCGAAAUCCUCUACCUCGGUCGUUUGGGGAGGCGGAGCUGAGGUCGCUUUCUUGAUUAUCAUGUGACGGGUUCUGGAUUUAAUGGGGGGAAAAGUGUGGAGUAGGCCAAGGAUCCGAACUGGCGAAUUCCCUGAUCUUCGCGCCUCUCUCCACUCUCCGGCCACCGGCGCAGCCAGGAUAUAUUUCCCAUUUUUCGACGCUGCAACAGCCUAUUUAAACUGUUUAAAUGAGAAUGUCCUUGGCUCAGAGAGUACUACUCACCUGGCUUUUCACAUUACUCUUCUUGAUCAUGUUGGUGUUGAAACUGGAUGAGAAGGCACCUUGGAACUGGUUCCUCAUAUUUAUUCCAGUCUGGAUAUUUGAUACUAUUCUUCUGGUCAUGCUGAUUGUGAAAAUGGCUGGGCGAUGUAAGUCCGGCUUUGACCCUCGACAUGGAUCACACAAUAUUAAAAAAAAAACCUGGUACCUCAUUGCAAUGUUACUUAAAUUAGCCUUCUGCCUUGCACUCUGUGCUAAACUGGAACAGUUUACUACCAUGAAUCUGUCCUAUGUCUUCACUCCUUUGUGGACCUUACUAGCUGGGGCUAUAAUAGAGCUUGGCUAUAAUGUCUUUUUUGUGAGAGACUGACUUCUAAGGACAUCAUCUUAUUUUAUUGCUGUUGAACAAGCUGUCAUUAAAGCAUUCUGAAUCUUUGCAAGCUUGAAGAAUACCAGAAAACUAAGAAAAAUACCAAAUGUAUUUUAUACUGCUUCCAUAAAAUAGUAUUGGUGAAUCAUGGACUUCUAGUCAACCCAAAGCUUAAUUAUUCAAUAUUUGAGUUAUUAAUAUCUUUAUUAUCCCUAUUUAAAUAAAGCUUGUUUUGGACCUUAUAUUUCCACUUGACUUUUAAAUAAUCUUUUGUAAGGAUGGGUCAAUAUUUAAAGUAAAUAAGAACCUUUUAACCUACAUAUUUGGGUAGAAGUUUAAUGUGUCAUGGCCCCAUUACAACCAAUUAAAUGGUCAUUUGUGCUUCUAAAUAAUUACGGAUGAAGAAAAACUAGUUACUGAAAUAAUGAGGGAGUGCUACUUCAUGUUUACAUUCAGAAAGAAUCAGUUUGACAGUUUUUUCUAAGUUUUUUACCACUGCCUUUUGUUUGGAAGUAAAUUGGGCGGGGGGAGCAUAUUAAAACAGUGCAGAAUUUUGCUGGGCAGGAGGAUUUUGUAGUGCAGUUAAAACUGUAUACAUGUACAUAUUAUCUAAAUAUAAUCUCUCACAAGGAAAGAAAAGGAAAGCUUACAUGCAAGCAGCUAGUCCAGGAGUCAGCAAAAUAUUUCUGUAAAGGGCUUUGGAGUAAAUAUUUUAAGCUUUCUGUUGCAACUACUCAGGUCUUGUGGUGAGAAAGCAGCAAUAGACCAUGACUAUGUUCCAAUAAAUCUUUAUUUUGGACAAUGAAAUAUAAAUUUCAUAUAUCUACAUAUGACAAAACAUUUUGAUUUUUGUUUCAACCAUUUAAAACUCAUUGCUGCCUCACAGUCCAUACCCCAAAA